UCAAUUCAUUAACACACUCACUCAAACAAACGAACUCAAUGUAACCUCCAACCUCUUCUCUCUUAUCACUUUCCUACUUUUCCUCUCUCAAAUAAAUUAUUAAAUUAUUAUUAUUUACCUGAGAUUUUUAUUUGUUUUGUUUCAGAUACUUUUUUAUUAACUUAACAGAUCGCGUUUUCGUUUUCGUUUUCGUUUUCUUCUUUCUUCUCUUCUCUUCAAUUCAUUCAUUUGAUCUCUUUCUUAAUCGAUUUUCUCCAACAUUCUCGUAACACACUCACCUCAAUCUCUCCGAAACCUUAAUUUUAUUUUGUUUCUUUCAUUCUGUCACUGUUUCUUUCUCUUCACGCGUUUUCACCUACUCUGUUUCUCCAAUUCUCGUUAUUCAAUUUCAAUUUCCAAACAAAUUAGGGUUUAUGUUCUGUUUUUUCAUCGCAUUAAUCAAAUUUUAAUUAAUUUGAUUAAUGCGAAUUUUGUUUAAUUCAUUCUUCUUUCUACAAUGAUAAUUAAGAAGAAUCUCAAAUCUGAAAUGCCGAAUCGCAAACGGAGAAGAUUAACGGAAAACGACGAGUUGACUCAGAGAAAGAAGAAACUUAACGGAAAUAAUUUUCCGUUAAAUCUUCUCAACGGUGCAAUUCCCGUUAGUUUUACUGGUUUACUCGGUGCCACCGUUGCGACAGUGGCACCGGGUAAUGAUAAUAGCUGCUUUUCCGUUGUCUCUGAUGAUGACGGAAAAGGAGAUAUUAUUAAAACUGCAACGGCAACUGCUACGCGGCCGCCGUUGGUUAGAACCUCACGCGGCCGUCUUCAAGUUAUGCCCUCGCGGUUUAAUGAUUCAGUUAUUGUCAAUUGGAGGAAAGAUGGUAAAAACAACGCGGCAGCGACGUCUGCAGGCGCGGCUGCCACGAGCUUUCGUGAAUUUGAAUUUGACAAAUUUGAAGAUUUUAGUCUUAAGAAAUGCAAUGGGAAGGGGAAGAAUGGAACCGGCAGAGGGCGAGGGUAUUCGGAAUUGUGUGAGGAGGUGUUGCAUAAGAAUUUUGGUGUUGCUGCUACUAGUAAGGAAUUGAGUUUGCGUGAGAUUGCUGAGGAAACAAAGAUGAACAAUGGAGUUUUGAAGAAGAAAGAAGGGUUUUUUGGACCAGAAGAUUUUGUGGCUGGUGAUAUAGUUUGGGCUAAGGCUAGGAAAAAGGAACCAUUUUGGCCUGCAAUUGUGAUUGAUGCAAUGAGUCAAGCACCUGAGCUGGUUUUGAGAUCAUGUAUAGCUGAUGCUACUUGUGUCAUGUUUCUUGGCUACUCUAGGAAUGAUGAUCACAGGGAUUUUGCAUGGGUGAAGUAUGGGAUGAUUUUUCCAUUUGUGGAGAAUGUAGACAGGUUUCAAGAGCAGUCUGAGUUGAGUUACUGUGAUCCGUCUCAAUUUCAAGCGGCAGUUGAGGAGGCGUUUUUGGCGGAUCAGGGGUUUGUAGAGAAGUUAACAGAAGAUAUAAAUGCGGUGGCUGGUAAUAAUGGUUGCAGUGAUGAUUCUAUUAUUAAAAGCUUUCAGAAAGUCACUGCUUCAAACCAGAAGAAGGAUUUAUUUGACAGAAAGAAAAACGUAGGACUUUGUGACGAAUGUGGAUUGGACCUUCCUUUCAAUAUGUCAAAGAAAACAAAGGAUUUGACUCCUGGUGGUCAACUCCUAUGUAAAACAUGUGCAAGGUUGAUGAAAUCGAAACAUUAUUGCGGCAUAUGUAAGAAAGUUUGGAAUCAAUCGGAUAGCGGAAGUUGGGUCCGUUGUGAUGGAUGUAAAGUGUGGGUGCAUGCCGAAUGCGACAAAAUCUCCAGCAUCCUUUUUAAGAAUCUUGGAAGCACUGAUUAUUUCUGCCCUGCUUGCAAAGUGAAGUUUAAUUUUGAAUUAUCUGAUUCAGAAAAAUCACAUCCAAAAAUCAAAUGGAGCAAAUACAAUGGGAAGGUAGUGCUUCCAAAGAAGGUCACUGUUCUCUGCAAUGGUGUGGAAGGCAUAUAUUUUCCAUGUCUUCACUUAGUUAUGUGCAAGUGUGAUUUUUGUGGGACUGAAAAACAGGCACUUAGUGAAUGGGAACGCCACACAGGUUCCAAAUUUAGAAACUGGAAAACAAGUAUUCAGGUUAAAGGAUCCAUGAUAUCGCUGGAACAAUGGAUGCUACAGUUGGCUGAUUUUCAUGCUAAAGUUGCGGUUUCUUCUGUCAAACCUAAAAGACCAUCCUCAAAAGAAAGAAAACAUAAAUUGCUUACCUUUCUGCAAGACAAGUACGAACCUGUUUGUGCUAAGUGGACUACAGAACGAUGUGCUGUAUGUAGAUGGGUUGAAGAUUGGGACUACAACAAAAUUAUCAUCUGUGUCAGAUGUCAAAUAGCUGUUCAUCAAGAAUGCUAUGGAGCAAGAAAUGUUCGAGACUUUACAUCAUGGGUUUGUAAAGCUUGUGAAACACCAGACAUCACACGAGAGUGUUGUCUUUGUCCUGUAAAAGGUGGUGCUCUAAAGCCUACUGAUAUCCAUCCGUUAUGGGUUCAUGUCACUUGUGCCUGGUUUCGACCUGAAGUAUCUUUUGCCAGUGAUGAGAAAAUGGAGCCUGCUUUGGGUAUCUUAAGUAUACCAUCAAAUUCUUUCGUGAAGAUUUGUGUUAUUUGUAAGCAAAUCCAUGGCUCGUGCACACAAUGUGUCAAGUGUUCCACUUAUUUCCAUGUUAUGUGUGCAUCAAGGGCCGGUUAUCGCAUGGAGUUGCAUAGUUCGGAAAAAAAUGGUAAACAGACAACAAGAAUGGUUUGUUACUGUGCUUAUCACAGGGCUCCCAAUCCAGACACUGUUUUGAUUAUACAAACCCCUCAUGGGGUCAUUUCAACUAAAAUCCUUAUCCAAAAUAAGAGAAAAGUUGGGUCAAGAUUAAUUUCGUCAAACAGAAUAAAGGUAGAAGACACUCCUCCAGAAGAUAACACCGAACAUGACCCAUUUUCUGCUGCUAGGUGCCGAGUCUUUGUAAGAACAAACCACACAAAAAAGAGAGCAGCAGAUGAAGCCAUUCCUCAUAAAGUGAGGGGUCACUACCAUCAUCCUUUAGAUGCUAUACAGAGAUUAAAUUCAUCCAAAGUGGUAGAUGAGUCUCAGACAUUUUCAUCUUUUAGGGAACGCCUUCAUCACUUACAGAGAACCGAAAACGAACGAGUGUGCUUCGGUAGAUCAGGCAUACAUGGAUGGGGCCUAUUUGCACGAAGAACUAUUCAAGAAGGAGAAAUGGUCCUUGAAUAUCGUGGUGAACAAGUAAGGCGCAGCGUUGCCGAUCUAAGGGAGGCGCGGUAUAAAUUAGAAAGGAAAGACUGCUAUCUGUUCAAAAUUAGUGAAGAGGUGGUAGUUGAUGCAACUGAUAAAGGAAAUAUUGCACGGCUAAUUAACCAUUCUUGUAUGCCAAAUUGCUAUGCAAGGAUCAUGAGUGUGGGUCAUGACGAGAGCCGGAUCGCCCUCAUUGCCAAGACUAACGUAUCUGCUGGUGAUGAGCUAACGUAUGACUACUUGUUUGAUCCGGAUGAGCCAGAUGAAUUCAAAGUCCCUUGCUUAUGUAAAGCUCCAAACUGCAGAAAAUUCAUGAAUUAGGAUUAUUCAGAUCAUGAUGACAAGUUUUGUUUCUCCAUAAGGAGCACUAACCGGUUGCGGCAUCAAUGGGAACCUCACAGUUAUACACAAGCUGUAAUUUUAAUUUUAAUCAAAGAAUAAGAAAAAAAUAUAGGAAAAUAAUAGCUGUGGCAUAGUUAUUCUUUUUGCCCUCAAAUGCUUUCUUAGAGUUUUAGUCUUUGACAUUCAUCAAAGCCUAUUACAUUGUAUAGAUUUAUUAGCAGCUUUUGGUGUCUUUGUAAAUGUGUCAGAAAUAAUAUUGUUUUCUUAAUUUAAUUCUAAUUUUUUUUAUAAGCAAUUUAAUGCUAAUU
This is a messenger RNA of Medicago truncatula (barrel medic), 3930 nucleotides long. Its product is annotated as histone-lysine N-methyltransferase ATX5. The transcript is spliced from 23 exons. The record is from RefSeq and is a predicted model, not a curated record. Gene Ontology annotation, molecular function: protein binding. Lineage: Eukaryota; Viridiplantae; Streptophyta; Magnoliopsida; Fabales; Fabaceae. Bases 497 to 3601 code for a protein of 1034 amino acids. Gene Ontology annotation, biological process: regulation of transcription by RNA polymerase II.